AUGUCAACUGGUCAGUUAUUUAAUGCUUAUGUCGUCCACAAAGCUUUAUGUGAGAUGUCGUUCACUCAGCCAAUAGAUCCAGACAAUCAGCCAAUGAUUGUUUAUCAAAUGCCACAACCGAUUGCUACCUCUUUGACGUCUAUCUCAUACAACCAAACAUUCGUUGAGAUAUCAUUGCAAGGAAAGGGUGGGUUUGGGACGGUAUAUAAAGUGAUGCACAAAUUUACUGGUCAGAUAUCUGCCAUUAAAAGGAUUAAGAUCGAAUUAAAAGACUCGGAUGCAAAUGCAAAAACUUUGAAAGAAGUGGAGAAUUUAGUGAAAGUUAAGUCACAAUAUGUGGUCGAGUGUUAUCAGUCAUGGCCUGAACCCGGGUUUCUAUUCAUACAAAUGGAGUUCUGUUCACAGAAUUUAAAGGAUAUUCUUAAAGAUAAACCACAAGUAUUUGAUCGACAAAAGAAUGAUCCCUUGGGUUGUGUUGAAUAUUUCAUUUCGUGUGAAAUAUUUCGUCAGAUCUUAGAAAGUGUUCAGUAUUUGCAUGAAUUGGAACCACCAGUCAUCCAUCGGGAUCUCAAACCUGAAAACAUAUUAAUUGCUGAAAGUGUAAGGAACUGUAGAUUUGUUAAGUUAUGUGACUUCGGUUUGGCUACAGUUCACGACAAACGCAUUCAUAGCAGGAUUACACAAAAACAUACGGCAGAUGUGGGGGAUGCGAGAUAUCAGGCACCAGAAAAUAUACAAGGUUUGAAUUAUAACCACAAAUCGGAUAUUUAUAGCCUGGCACUAAUUGGUGGUGAAUUAUUUGACGUAGUUGUCCUAACUAUUGAUGAAAAUAGUAUAUACAAGACAUCCACUCAAUCAAACUUAUCGGACACACUCGCUAUAAACAAUGAACCGGUUGACGGUCCCUCUACUACUGAGCCCUUUCAGGCCGAGGAUGUGCUCAAAAUGUUCAUAAAGAAGGAGCCCUGGGAGUGCACCACUGAUGUCGAGUUAAAAGUGAUAAAAGCAUCUAAACUGCGAUCAGGAGACUCGCGAUACUUUCAAAUGAAUUCCCAUCCGAGGGGUCGGGCCAUCAUAUUUGCGACCACAGAUGGCCUGGACGUCGAGAUAUUGAGAUGGAGAUCCAUUUUCGCACAGUUAGACUUCAAGUGCGAGAUAUAUGUGGACUUCUCGUGCUCUCAGAUCAAGGAUAGCCUGUUGGGGGUGUCGUGUCAGCGGUUGGCCGCCGACGCCCUGUUUGUGAUGGUUAUCGGCGGCGGAUUUGAUCAGAAGAUCUACGGUUACGGCAAUCGUGAAGUCGAUAAUGAGAUGUCGUUCACAGAAAUUGUGGACAUAUUCUCCGCUAAUAACCCAAAUUAUACUCUGAACCGACUGGUGGAUGAGCAUGGGAUGAAUAAUCAUCCACAAAUAAUCCUGAACUCGUUAGAUACGACACGUGAUAUAUAUUUCAAUCCUGACCUGUGA
Molecule: messenger RNA, 1464 nt
Organism: Oppiella nova
Lineage: Eukaryota; Metazoa; Arthropoda; Arachnida; Sarcoptiformes; Oppiidae
Source: the annotation of a GenBank genome assembly